CACAAAUGCAAUACACUGAUUAAGCAGUUUUCUGAAACAAAGUUGUGCAUUGCUGAGUAGCUAUAAUGAAAGGCACUGGUGGAUUACUAUCUGCACAACGUCGAUUACAAGCGCUUUUUAUUGGGCUUAUCACUAUCCUGUCGUGGUGUGAUGCCUCACAAACCCGGCUGCCCCGCGAAUUUCUCCAGGUCUUCCGCAGUGGAGCGGAUGCGAUCGAUCACGUGCGCGCAGUACGGAGUGUUUUCGAUAUCCCGGAUAAUAUCAUCAGCUCAUCCACUGGAAGCAGCUUUGAAUUUUUGUCUAAAGAUGCCAGUUCCAAGCAUCCUUACGAAUACUGCCUAACUCUACAAAACGCCGCAAAACCGUUAAAUUUUUUCCAUCGAUGCAUUCCGUUUGCACUGAACGCAAAGGUCACUUUGACGAACAGCAAUAUCAAAGAGCAGGUGACGUUCACCAUGGUCAACACAAGUCUCCAUGCUGCCAUACAAAGCCAUCCGGCUGGCGGUAUCACGGAAACCGGCAUCGUUUUCACUCCCAAGGAGGAAGGAAUGGACGUGAGCGUCAACGGACAACCGGCACCUUUCUACCAGCUGGCGGUGCGCUGGUAUAUUCUGGGCGCCUUCCAGAUCGAUCCAGAUGAAUGUAUUCUGGACAAAAUGGACUUGGUCAAUCGCAGUCUCAACGGUGCGUUUUCCUUCUCAAACAAAAGCGUUAUGUCGGUAACACAAAUGGCGAACCACAAACCCAACCAGUUCGCCAUAUCGUACGCGUACGGCCCAGCCAUACCGUCCGGUGUCCAGCUGGUCGAGCAUCACUAUGGUGUUUAUCUGACUGGCGCUCUGUAUACCCUUUCGGGUCUUGAUUUCAAUGCUACAAUGGACGAGUCUACACCGCUGUCCACACACAUCACCAUCGAUAUGAGGGCGCCAGAAACCACGCCCCCCAAGCAGAGAGUCCUAGAGACCUUUAACUGGCAGUGGAACACCAUAACACAGAAUAUCACCGUCAACAACGAGACAGUGACCUUGGUGUAUAAGCGCACUGUGCCCUGGCCGUAUCACGGUACAUUCGAGGAGAUACGGACUAAUGUGACCACAGCACCUUCCGGGGCCUUCCGUUUUUUAGAUACCGAUGCUAAGAACGACACCUGCGCUACUCCACGGCAUCUACGAAUCUUUAAGCAACCGGCCAGUCGAGAUGUUGUAAUGACGGAGGAGAGUUGCCGAAACACUUCUCUUCGGAUCAGAAUCGGCGAGAUCGUCGAACAGUCACUGCAUUCUGAGAAAGGCAUAAUCCUGACUACCGCCGCCAUGGGCGUCAACGGGGAGUUGACCUUUACCAUGAUAGCGCGCAGCCAUAUGCAAAACGGAUCGGACGGCCAACUUUCCCGCAACCGUACCAUUCGCAUGUCCUUGGAUCCAUCGACACCAUUACCAACGCUGAAUGUGAUGUGUGCCGAUCACGUGCUGAUCGACGGGCAAUGGAGAGAACACCAGCAUUCCGCGCAGUUUCGACGCGUUGUAUCGCCGCUGGUGUUGCGCCGGCUAAGAAACAUCAACAGCAGUGUAGCCGAGCCGCCGUUUGUUCAAGAAAUCCGGCAGAUAGCCGAUCAGCAGUUCCAGAUGACAUAUGAAGGGUCUGGAGUGUUACGUGUGCAUCGGUUUGCGUUUAACACUCCGACGCGUCAAGAUCGGGCCGCGCCUCAGCAAAUGUCCAUGUCCACGUACCUGGAAGUGUACGGCAAUCCCAUAUGGACAGAGUACACUGUGCGUCCGGUCAACGGGUCCUUCGACUUAUCCGUGGCCAGACUGGAGAAGGACCGGGUGCAAAUCUUUCACCAGGAGGGCGCACAACGGUUUUGGUGUUCCCUUUUCUUAUACACGCGUUGCUAUGAAGACAGUGGUCUUGUGGUGGAAAGUCACGAAAGUGGCUAACGCAUGUAAUCCUUCCCCGUACAUUAAAAAGUAAUUGUGUUAUGAAUUCUAUCAUUUUUAAC
Molecule: messenger RNA, 1996 nt
Organism: Paramacrobiotus metropolitanus
Lineage: Eukaryota; Metazoa; Tardigrada; Eutardigrada; Parachela; Macrobiotidae
Exons: 13
Coding region: 66-1934 (622 amino acids)
Source: RefSeq, a predicted model, not a curated record